UCCUGUGUUUCCUUCUCCAUUCUCCUGUCUUGCAGCUGCAGUCAUCCUUAAAUUUCUCUCUGGACUGUCAAUCCAUUUGCAUGAAAAAUGUCAACAGCUGGAAAGGUCAUCAAGUGCAAGGCAGCAGUAGCCUGGGAAUACAACCAGCCUCUGGUCAUCGAAGAGGUUGAGGUGGACCCUCCUCAGGCCAAUGAGGUUCGCAUAAAGAUUGUGGCUACAGGACUGUGCCACUCCGACUUGUACUACCUGUGUGAGAGUAUGAACAAAGAUGGCUUCCCAGUGAUCUUCGGCCAUGAGGGAGCUGGCAUAGUGGAAAGUGUCGGCUCUGGUGUUACUGAAUUUCAGCCAGGGGACAAGGUUAUCCCUUUGUGCCUUCCCCAGUGUCGGGAAUGUCGCUUCUGCAAGAGUCCUAAAAGCAACCUGUGUGAACAAUGGACUCCUGGUGAACAAAUGGAGAUGUCGUUUGAAAACUCCAGGAUUACCUGUAAGGGAAAGAAGGUGCUGCAGUUUGUAAGAACCAGUACCUUCUGUCAGUACACAGUGGUGAACGAAAAUGCUGUUGCUAAGAUCGACCCUGCUGCGCCGCUGGACAAAGUCUGUCUCUUUGGUUGUGGGAUCAGCACAGGGUUUGGUGCAGCAGUUAAUACCGCCAAGGUUGAACCAGGUUCCACAUGCGCCGUGUUUGGUCUGGGAGGGGUGGGUUUGGCUGCAGUCAUGGGCUGCAAGUUUGCAGGAGCAAAGAGGAUUAUAGCUGUGGACAUCAAUCCAGAGAAGUCUGAAAAAGCCAAAGUGUUUGGUGCAACUGACUUUGUGAACCCCAAGGAUCACAAAAAACCCAUCAGCCAAGUUCUGGCAGAGAUGACCAAUGGAGGAGUGGACUACUCCCUGGAAUGUGUUGGGAAUGUGGCAGUCAUGCGCAGUGCCUUGGAGUCUUGUGUGAAAGGUUGGGGUGUCAGUGUGAUUGUUGGCUGGACAGAUUUGCAUGACUUUGCUGCCAGACCCAUUCAGCUCAUUGCUGGACGUACAUGGAAGGGUUCCAUGCUUGGGGGGUUUAAGAGUAAGGAUGGUGUUCCUGAGUUGGUUAAAGCUUAUCUGGACAAGAAGGUGAAGCUGGAUGAGUUCAUCACUCACAACAUGACCCUGGACCAAAUCAAUGAUGCCAUUGAGCUGAUGAAGCAUGGCCAAUGCAUUCGUGUGGUUAUGAGCGUUGCUCCACAGUAAAAUCAGUGUUGCAUUCAGUGAUGUCUAAACUCUCCAUCGAUGAUGCAACAAGACCCUUCAGAUUCUGAACAAAAUGGUUUUUAACUUUUCUGGAAGAAUCACCUAAACAAUGUGGUUAUGAAAUCAGUGUGUAAGUGCAUGUGCAGAAAAAGUGAGAGGGUGAAGUAUAAAAUAGCACUUCCUGAGUGAUUUGACUCUGCUUAGAUCUCGUAGCAAUUGUUUCUGUUUCUGCUUCUCUAAAUAUAUUUGUGGGGAAUUGCUGAUGUAAUCUUUUUGCUUUUAAAUAAAAUUAUUGAAAUUG
Messenger RNA from Melanotaenia boesemani (Boeseman's rainbowfish), 1522 nucleotides. RefSeq names its product alcohol dehydrogenase 1-like. Gene Ontology annotation, molecular function: zinc ion binding; S-(hydroxymethyl)glutathione dehydrogenase [NAD(P)+] activity. The transcript has 9 exons. Gene Ontology annotation, biological process: formaldehyde catabolic process. Gene Ontology annotation, cellular component: cytosol. The record is from RefSeq and is a predicted model, not a curated record. The coding region runs from base 88 to 1221 and encodes 377 amino acids. Lineage: Eukaryota; Metazoa; Chordata; Actinopteri; Atheriniformes; Melanotaeniidae.